CAAAGCCGGAAGUUGGAUAAAUUACAGUUUGAAAUCGUGGCGCUUGGCGUAAAGUCCAGAGAAAAAAUAUAUGAAAAACUCGAUUCUCUGGGAGAGGGUUAGGUAAUGAGAAACAUGAUAAUAUUGCCAUUGUUGGGUUUUUCGUAUGAGCCGUUUUGUUAAGGUUAGCGCUGUAUAGAUUAAGAGAAAAGCUUGAUUACUAGUUAGGACAAUGAAUGGUUUAGCCGGUUGCUACAAAGGCAACACCUUCAAAAUGAGAGUAAUUAUCUAGCAACGCUAAGGUUAGCGCGGUUUGUUGAUAAGUUAGCUAGCUGCGUGUAUCUGUUUGUCACUUUUAAAGUUGGUGCUAGUGUUUCUCUCUGUUUUACUUACCAACGAAUAUGGUUGUUCUUCCUGCCUUCCCACAUUGCCACUGUGUACAAGACAAUACCAACGACACGAUAGUUGCCAUCAAGAAGCUCCUUGAUGUAUUUCGGCAUAAAUUCAACAUCAGCUUGGUGUUUGACUUUAUGGAGACAGACCUGGAGGUGGGGAUUAAAGAUACCAUUCUGGUGCUGACUCCAGCCAACAUCAAAGGCUUCAUAGUGAUGACUACUGGGCCUGGAGUACAUGCACCACACACUGUCAUACAAUACACACCUUCUCAUAGGUGCUUGUGUCAGCCCUGCAGUCUACACUCACCAGGUAGUCAGUCACCUGUGGCGUCGUUCUCCAGAGUUGUUCGGUGCCAGGAUGCAUGGGGUGGGCGUCGACAUGUGGGCCGUGGACUGCGUCCUUGCGGAGCUUCCGCAGCCUCUGAGGGUGAGGUACUUUACGAACAGCCCCAGCUGCCCCAGCACAACUCCUCAUCUGAGCCUCUCAAAGAGAAUCAAGAGGAAACGAGAUGGUCUGGAGACAAGGAAUGAACAACACAGACACACACGCACAUCUCAGCAUUGGAAUCAAUAGCACAGACAUUAUUAUUCCAUCAUACACCAGAGAUAGAAGGUUAAAUACCUCCUUGACAUGUUUGUGUUUGACCAUGAUAUUAAUAACAACAUGGUAAAUAUUAUUCUGCUUGCUUAUUUAAACUGAUGGUUUGGCAUGUACAAAGGAUUCAAUGACUGGUUUCCAAUUUUGGAUUGGGCCAGCAAGGGCCUCCCGUACCUAGAAUGCAUACAUAUUUUUGUACUGUGACCAUGUUAUCAGAAGUAACCUCGUCAAUUAAACAUAAAUAUUCUCUCACACUGUCAGAGUAACAUGGUCUACUCGUAUAGAACUGUAAUCCCAUUAUAGUCAGAGCCCAGUAAUUAAAGGGAUGUAGGCAGUACAAAAUAGCGCAAUAGCAACCCAGGACUAACACACACACACAGGGGUAGGGAUGGUGGCGGUACGUUUAACUGCAAUAAAAAACGAGUGUUACUGUGAGGUUCGACGUGUGGUUUGGGAACUAUUCAGGUUGACUGGGUUGUGUAUUAUAAUAAUAAUAAAGAAUAAAUUGAUACUCUGAUAGGGAUAUAGAGGGCAUUUGCUUCAAUGGAGAAACAUGACCAGUCUUGCUGGUAAACAUCCAGUGUGGUUCAUUGGACUAGGUAGUUAAACAGUGGACCAUGGACCCCCUAAACAGUGGUCCAUGGUCAGGUUUUUUUUUCUUUUCUCCUAAUGGUUCAAGUUUAGUGUUGAAUAAUGUUAUUCUAGACCUGUG
Oncorhynchus tshawytscha (Chinook salmon) is the source of this 1684-nucleotide messenger RNA. RefSeq names its product serine/threonine-protein kinase KIN28. The record is from RefSeq and is a predicted model, not a curated record. The coding region runs from base 381 to 905 and encodes 174 amino acids. The transcript is spliced from 6 exons. NCBI's taxonomy places the organism in Eukaryota, Metazoa, Chordata, Actinopteri, Salmoniformes, Salmonidae.